CCGGAAGAACUCCCGUUAACCGAGCGCUGUUUGCUGGGCGGCAGAUUUCGUGCGUUAUGAACGUAAUGGGGACGCCGUAGUUCUACUGUUAUUGUUAUUCAGAUGAUUCGAACUUUUUUUUGUGUGUGCGAGUCUGUGAUAGUUUAUUACUAACUGGUUGACAACGGUAGCAUUAAAUGUCUGUCCGAUCAGAUCUGACCAAAAUUCAAAGAGUUUAAUAGUUACGUGACUUGUAGUUAAGGUGAAGAUAUGAAGUGAUUCAGAACAGCAUCAACGAAACGAACCUAGAAUGGAAUCAUUUAUGGAUAACUUCAGGGAGAGGAGUGAAGUGGAACGGGAGUGGCUGCAGGAGCUAUUCGUGUUCGUGAAGGACAAUCUGUUCCCGGUUCUCGGUCCAACCACCGGUAGUGUUUCCCCGGAACAGCUCUCGCUAGCCAUGAUACGGAGAGUGGAACGGGCGGUGGGCUCCUCGUCUGCCCGGUCUCUGCCGCUCAGUUACAGGCUCAUCUCCGUAGCUGAGCUGGUUACCUGGCAACGCACACCCUGCUGUAGCAACCUGACCUGGAGCACCGCUCAGCACAGAGAAUGGGUCCGGGAGGCGGAGCAGGCUCUGCCCAAUCACAAGGCUUUGCCGCGUGCCAGCCUGUUGCUGAUAGGCUGUCUCAGUGAUGGGUGUGACCCAGAGAGGUCAUGUGACGGAGCGUGGCGUGUGAGGGACGCCACCGGGACCGUGCACUGUGAGCUACUGAGCCCCUCCCCUCUCUGGCUGGGCCUGCCGGUUCUCUUCCCCUGCUGGAAUUACAUCCCCCAGCCUGCACUGGGGAAGGACCAGGAAGUGGAGGAGAGGGGCUACCUGGAGCUGGUUGGCUGUCCCCUACCCCUGACCUCUGACAUAGAGAUGACCUUUAACCCUGCAGGGGUCAACCUGAAGAGAGCUGUGGGGGUCAGAGAAGCUGCAGAACUCAUACAGCACAGGGUGCGAGGCCUUCGUGUAAAGGUGUAUGGGGAGGUUUCUGGAGUCUACCCUCUACUGAACAUCGCAGGGAGGUCCCUCUUCUGUCUCCGUCUGAGAGAGGGACGACACACUCUACCAUUACUGGUCACGGAGCCGUGCUGUCUGUGGUGGCAGUGUGUGUGUGUGGGAGGGAGUGUGUGUUUUCGGGGGCUGCGUGUGUGUGCACUGCAAGGCUGGUCUGGGAACAGGGUUCUGUGUGCAACGAGUCAGUCUUCUCUCACUUUGCUUCCUGACACACUGAUCCAGGACCUGUCUGAUCCACCCACAUUGGGACAAGCACACCCAGACCCAGACCCUAUCCACCGCUGUCUGACUGCAGUAGUACCUGGGUGUCCUCUCCCAGAGAGACGGGGCGCUGGACCAGACCCAGACCCCUCUCCCAUCCUGAGGCCCAAACUCUCCAAGGCUAUCAGCUACAAGGGUGUGCUGACCAGUGUCCUGAGUGCGGCAGCGGGGCUCUAUGUGAUUGACGGGAAGGUGGGCCUGUGUUUGGCCUAUCAGCCACUGCAGAGGCGUGGCCUGCCCGGGGCGGAGAUAGAACUCCAUGAUGUCCAUUUCCUGUACCGCCUCCCUCACUUCCAUCCCUGCAUGCUCUGCGUGUGUCUACACUCCAGUCUGCGUGUCACUUCCUUCAGCCGCCUGGGGUCAGAGGUCGACCGCCUAGCGACGCCCCGCUGCCGUGGCUACUGGGAGAGGAAUCUGGGCGUGUCUCAGUACCUGUGGCUCUGUCACUGCUGCAGAGCUCUAAGAGACAGACUGGUCCCUCGCUGGGUGAAAGAGGAGUGCGUGUAUGUGGUGGCUAGGAGGCUGUUUGAGUGUGUGGUAACGUCAGAGAAGGGAGGAGGGAGGAGAGACAUCUACAGAGAGAUGCUACAGGAGCCACACCACUGUCCCCUCACUGAGUACUCUGUGAGUUCUCCAGUGUGUGAGUACGUGUCGGUGUCAGACUGUGUGUGUGUGAUGGAGAAAGAGGGCUGGUCGUCUCUGUCUCUCUCCUCUCUACUCCCAGCCUGUGGUAGUUCCCUGACUCAGGCUGAGCUGAACCCAUCUAUAGCCUGGUCCGUAGGCCUCUCUCUGGGGCAGGACAGUCAGCCCCGACCCCUACUGCUGGUCGGAGUGUUGGAGCUCCCUGGAACACACACACUCCGCCUGAGAGACCAGACCGGCGCCGUGACCUGUGUUGCCGUGGAGACUGGCGAUGAUGACUCGGGUGGUCAGAGAGCUGCCAACAACACUGCUUGGAUAGGUUGCUUGGUGUGUGUGCAGAGGUUCACCAUGGUGAUGGAGAGAUUCCUCCAAUCAGAGUUCCCUUCAUACAGACACCUGGACCAGGACCGUUACAUCACACACAGACACUGCAGGGUGUACAUCCAGCUGUGUCUGAACGACCUCCAGAUUCUCAGCCCCUCUGCUGCCAUGGCAUCACUCCUCAACAGAACGACACAGGGAGGAGAGAGGGUGGAGAGGAGAGAGACAGAGAGAGAGAGGGAGGAGAGGAGAGAGAAAGGGGGAGAAGAGAGGGUGGAGAGGAGUGAGACAGAGAGAGAGAGGGAGGAGAGGAGUGAGACAGAGAGAGAGAGGGAGGAGAGGAGAGAGAAAGGGGGAGAAGAGAGGGAGGAGAGGAGAGAUGACGUUUCUGAGAGGAAGAAGAGGAGCAGAGAAGAAGAGAGGAUAGAGGAAAAGAAAGAGGAGAGAGAGGGAGGGGCCAAGAGAGCACGACAAAACCACACAGAGAACAAGACCUGCUCCCAACCAGGAGGAGCCUCAUUGCCAGGCGACCGGCCCUGUAUCUCCGUGGUGAUGUGUGUGGAAGGAAAGGAGGGCGUGGCCUGGCGGAACGAGGGGAUUGCCUGUGAGGGAGAAGAGGCUGGGUUAUCUCUGUGUUUCUCUGUGAGGGCUGAUCUCAUUGGUCAAAUUCAGCGGUGGGGGCGGGACCCCAGGAACUGUCCAUUACAGGAGAGAGAGACAGACGGACAGACCAGAACGGUAGAGCUGUUGUUUGUGAGGUCAUCAGUACGCUGGUUUCCUCUGAUCCAGGCUGGAUCUUUCUACAGACUCAUCGCUCCUAACACCCAGGAUCCCAGUGUUCUGAUUGGCUGUCGUGUUGCUGGGAGGAGUGGUGUAGUGCUCCAUACGAACCCCUCCCUCCUUGUGCGCUCUGAUUGGAGGAUCCACACCCUGACCCACCCACUCCUGACCACGCCCUACUCCCAGUUUGUUUCUCAGAAGGGCAUGUCUGUGGCUGAGGUCCUGGACUGCAGCAGUGGGGUGGAUCUGGUGUCGUUCCAUGGAGUCAUAUCUCAGAGGAUCACCCUACAGAGAGGAACGACCACACACACUCCUGCACAGAGAGGAACGACCACACACACUCCUGCACAGAGAGACGUGGAAGCAGGACUGAGUGUGAGGUUGACGGUGUGUGUGGAGCCCAGAGGGCGGAGCCUGCAGGUCUAUUUGGACCUAAGCCUCACCCCCUACCCUCCCGGCCUGGUACCCGGAAACACUGUCCAGUUUACCAGCUUCCAACGCAGGCUGUCACGGGUGGGAGGGGUGUAUUGUCGUUCUGUCCCAGUCAGCUGUUUGACCAUCAUGGCCCUGGGAAAGACAGACACCCAGUCAUGUGACUCUCCUCCUCCCAUGAUCCUCUUGGGUGUGUGGGCAUUGGCAGGGGCAAAGCAGUGCAUUUUGGGCCGUGUCAGAGGUCAUGUGGUGUGUGUUCUCUACCUGCAGCUGCAGUGGACUUGUUCUCUGUGUGGCAGUAUAUACACACAGGAGAGGUGUACUCGGUCUCAGCCUCCCUGUAAUUCUACCUCUGCUGUGUUUCAGGCCGAAGCCAAGGCAGCUGUAGAGGAUGGCAGUGGAGAGGCCCAUAUUUGGUUCUCCUGUCCAGUAAUUUCCGGUUUACUGGGGUUAGCCAUGCCCCAGUGGGAAGGGCUUCAGAGGUCACUGAGGGUCAGGGGUCACCUCAGGGUCUACACACGGGGGCGGAGCCUGGUGUGUGAUGUGGACGCUGACGACCCUCUCCUCCAGUACCUGUCCUGUGUGUGUAGCAGCAGCACCGUGUGUCGCCCCCUAACUCUCAUCUGCACUCUACACACACGUUCACACACACCUGCUUCACGCAGAGAGGACUCUGCCCAGCUGAAGAGGUUUACCCGAGGAGACAGAGAGUUUGUGACUCGGAUGCCCCCCCCUCUCCAACUCACCUGUACACACAUCCUGGAGGAGAGAGAGCGGGACUGAGAGAGCGAUAGGGAGACUGAGGGAGCGAUAGGGAGACUGAGGGAGCGAUAGGGAGACUGAGAGAGCGAUGGGGAGACUGAGGGAGCGAUGGGGAGACUGAGAGAGCGAUAGGGAGACUGAGAGAGCGAUAGGGAGACUGAGGGAGCGAUAGGGAGACUGAGGGAGCGAUAGGGAGACUGAGGGAGCGAUAGGGAGACUGAGAGAGCGAUAGGGAGACUGAGGGAGCGAUAGGGAGACUGAGAGAGCGAUAGGGAGACUGAGAGAGCGAUAGGGGGACUGAGGGAGCGAUAGGGAGACAGAGAGGGACUGAGAGAGCGAUAGGGAGACUGAGAGAGCGAUAGGGAGACUGAGAGAGCGAUAGGGAGACUGAGGGAGCGAUAGGGAGACAGAGAGCGGGACUGAGAGAGCGAUAGGGAGACUGAGAGAGCGAUGGGGAGACUGAGGGAGCGAUGGGGAGACUGAGAGAGCGAUGGGGAGACUGAGAGAGCGAUAGGGAGACUGAGAGAGCGAUAGGGAGACUGAGGGAGCGAUAGGGAGACUGAGGGAGCGAUAGGGAGACUGAGAGAGCGAUGGGGAGACUGAGGGAGCGAUGGGGAGACUGAGAGAGCGAUAGGGAGACUGAGAGAGCGAUAGGGAGACUGAGGGAGCGAUAGGGAGACUGAGGGAGCGAUAGGGAGACUCAGAGAGCGAUAGGGAGACUGAGGGAGCGAUAGGGAGACUGAGGGAGCGAUAGGGAGACUGAGGGAGCGAUAGGGAGACUGAGAGAGCGAUAGGGAGACUGAGAGAGCGAUAGGGAGACUGAGAGAGCGAUAGGGGGACUGAGGGAGCGAUAGGGAGACAGAGAGAGGGACUGAGAGAGCGAUAGGGAGACUGAGAGAGCGAUAGGGAGACAGAGAGCGGGACUGAGAGAGCGAUAGGGAGACUGAGAGAGCGAUAGGGAGACUGAGAGAGCGGGACUGAGAGAGCGAUAGGGAGACUGAGAGCGGGACUGAGAGAGCGAUAGGGAGACUGAGAGAGCGAUAGGGAGACUGAGGGAGCGAUAGGGAGACAGAGAGCGGGACUGAGAGAGCGAUAGGGAGACUGAGAGAGCGAUAGGGAGACUGAGAGAGGGACUGAGAGAGCGAUAGGGAGACUGAGAGAGCGAUAGGGAGACUGAGAGAGGGACUGAGAGAGCGAUAGGGAGACAGAGAGCGGGACUGAGAGAGUGAUAGUGAGACUGAGGGAGCGAUAGGGAGACUGAGGGAGCGAUAGGGAGACUGAGGGAGCGAUAGGGAGACUGAGAGAGCGGGACUGAGAGAGCGAUAGGGAGACAGAGAGAGCGGGACUGAGAGAGCGAUAGGGGGACAGAGAGCGAUAGGGAGACUGAGGGAGCGAUAGGGAGACUGAGGGAGCGAUAGGGAGACUGAGAGAGCGAUAGGGGGACUGAGGGAGCGAUAGGGAGACUGAGAGAGCGAUAGGGGGACUGAGAGAGCGAUAGGGAGACUGAGGGAGCGAUAGGGAGACUGAGGGAGCGAUAGGGAGACUGAGGGAGCGAUAGGGAGACUGAGGGAGCGAUAGGGAGACUGAGGGAGCCAGCGAGGGACUGAGGGAGCCAGCGAGGGACUGAGGGAGCGAGGGACUGAGGGAGUGAGCGAGGGAGGCCGAGGUUGCGGGCGAGGUACUGAGGGAGCGAUAGGGGGACUGAGAGAGCGAUAGGGAGACUGAGAGAGCGAUAGGGAGACUGAGGGAGCGAUAGGGAGACUGAGAGAGCGAUAGGGAGACUGAGGGAGCGAGGGACUGAGGGAGCGAGAUACUUGAGGACUGAGGGAGCCAGCGAGGGACUGAGGGAGCCAGCGAGGGACUGAGGGAGCGAGAGGGAGGCACAGAGCUAGGGUGGAGAGAGGGACUGAGGG
Messenger RNA from Oncorhynchus nerka (sockeye salmon), 6150 nucleotides. RefSeq names its product CST complex subunit CTC1-like. Gene Ontology annotation, biological process: positive regulation of DNA replication; telomere maintenance via telomere lengthening. NCBI's taxonomy places the organism in Eukaryota, Metazoa, Chordata, Actinopteri, Salmoniformes, Salmonidae. The record is from RefSeq and is a predicted model, not a curated record. Gene Ontology annotation, cellular component: CST complex. Gene Ontology annotation, molecular function: telomeric repeat DNA binding; single-stranded DNA binding.